CAUAGACUGGGUGAAACGGUUGGAGCUAGCUAUCUUGUUUUAAUAUGAAAGGAUUUCCUUAAAAAUGUCAAUGGAGUAUCUCUAUCCCUUUCUUGUGAGCAGACAAUACCUUUGGCAAUUGGAGCAAAGCUUAUAGAGGCUGGUUUGACCAAAACCCGUGAGUACUGCCCUAUUCUUCAGUUGGGGAGAAGGGUUGUUUCAUUUGGUUCCAGAAGCUCAGUUCAAUUGAAGAAAUUUCUUGAGGCCUUUAUGGUGUAGUACUGGGAUCACCCUUCUUGUUUUCCUGCACGCUGGACCAUCAAGAAGUGAAACUAAUCAGCUGCAAGAUGCCUAAAAGUUUCUCCAGGAUUUGAUUCUUUGCAGAUUAAUGAUGAUCAUGAGAGAAGUAAGAUGAUCCCAAAUUCAAGAGAGAGAGAUUUUCAAGCAAAGCUAGAGGAUGCCACCAUCGAAGGGAAAUUCUCGAAGGCACCAUCUAGUUCAAGACAGUGGUCAGCAUUUAGAAAUCCACGGAUUGUACGCGUCUCACGUUCCUUUGGAGGAAAAGAUCGGCAUAGCAAGGUUUGCACUGUAAGAGGAUUGAGAGACAGGCGAAUUAGGCUCUCAGUACCUACUGCUAUUCAGUUAUAUGAUCUUCAAGACAGGCUUGGGCUGAGCCAGCCUAGCAAGGUAGUAGAUUGGCUGCUUGAUGCCACUAAACAUGAAAUUGAUAAACUUCCACCACUCCAGAUCCCACAGGGAAAUCUUGGUCAGUUCCAUCAAUCAAUGCUUGUUUCUCAUGAAUUGGGUGCUGGUCAAUCUUCUGCUGUUCCCUUCUUUGAUGCAACUCCAACAUUUUUGAAGGAAGCGGGAUCUCAUUCUUUGUCAGCUAUCAAGGAAGGGAUUAAGAUCAAUAACAAUGUUGACGAGGAAGAUCAAACUAUAAUUUCAAGACCAAAGUAUUGGGAUAAUGACGCUUUGAGAGCAAAAAGCAAGGAAGUUGUAAGAGAAGCAAUUUCUGACAAAACCAAGUGGUUCAGAAUGAAUGAACAAGAAAAUCAAGAUGGAAUUGGGGGCUACAGUUCACAAGUUUCAGCUCAAAACCUUUUUCCAAUGACCAAUCAUUCUUCCCUACCAGGCUUACUAAACAACUCCAUGCCAUACAACUCCUUCGGUCACUGGGAGCCUUCAAGUUUAUCAUUGUCACAAUUCGGAAGCCAUGGAUUUCCAUCCCAAUCAGAGGUCUCUCACAACAAUGUUGCUGUACCACUGCCAUCUCCACUAGCUCUGUCAUCCGGGUCUCAGUUAUUUUUCUGUCCCAAUGCAACUACACCCCCACUUUUUCCUCCAUAUUCCUCAUACAUCACAACUCAGGUAGAGAGCAGUCCACGACACUUCAACCAUCUUCAGUUAUUGAGCUCGAGUUCACAACAUAUGCAGCCAAAUUCUCUGAUGCCAUCUCUUCAUUCAGUCAGUGCGCAGAUGAAGUCAUUUCCAUUGAAUGGCAAUUCUAGGCUUUUCCAUUCACAAAAUAAUGAUGGAAGCCACCCAAAUAAGAGCUCUUAAAUCUCUUCUCUAAAAAUACUGCUCUAUGAUUAAUAGCUUCAGCCAGAUAGUAUGCUUCGACAUGGAUCAGACCAAGUAUGGUAUUGCUGAGACUGAAAGUUGUGCAGGCUGUUGUUAUGCUGGUAAUUGUUGGUUUGAUCUACUUUCAUAUGCUUCAAAGCAUCGAAGCCUAUAUUGAUAAAUGGCCAAUGACUUUCAUUCAACUUCAUCUGAAUACCUUUUCAAGGACAUAGGAAUGAAAACGCAUGAAAUAUUGUUCCUGCUCAGAUUCUUCAGAAGAAGUAAGACACUCUAGAGCUCUAGAACUCUAGAACACUUUCCUGUAUUUAGAUACAAUUUUCUGCAAAGGUGGUGUGAUAUGUAGAGAAGUUGUGAAUUGGCAAUGUUAUAUGAUAUGGUAGUCUUGGGUUUUAGUGCUGGUAA
Molecule: messenger RNA, 1965 nt
Organism: Vitis riparia (riverbank grape)
Lineage: Eukaryota; Viridiplantae; Streptophyta; Magnoliopsida; Vitales; Vitaceae
Product: transcription factor TCP5-like
Exons: 3
Coding region: 391-1542 (383 amino acids)
Cellular component (GO): nucleus
Molecular function (GO): DNA-binding transcription factor activity; sequence-specific DNA binding
Source: RefSeq, a predicted model, not a curated record